This is a messenger RNA of Rhagoletis pomonella (apple maggot), 928 nucleotides long. RefSeq names its product alpha-tocopherol transfer protein-like. The record is from RefSeq and is a predicted model, not a curated record. Lineage: Eukaryota; Metazoa; Arthropoda; Insecta; Diptera; Tephritidae. Gene Ontology annotation, molecular function: phosphatidylinositol bisphosphate binding. Gene Ontology annotation, cellular component: membrane.
ACCGCAUUUUAUUGAAGCGCUUCUACCGAUGUAUGUACGGUGACAUAAAAGGCGCCAAGAAGCUCAUAAAAAUUAAUUACAGUAUGCGCAAUAAGCAUUCGCACAUCUUUCUCGAACGUGACCCAACCGAUGCGGAUAGUAAACAAACAUUCGAUUAUGCGGAUCUGAUACCACUGCCGGGUCUUACACCAGAAGGUUACAAAGUGAGCUGUUAUCGUUUAGUAGAUUUUGAUCCAGCGAAGGUGAAUCAUACCGCCGAUACCAAAGCAUUUUUCAUGGUCUCCGAUUGUCGUUUUAACACAUAUGAUGGCUUUGCUUCCGACGAGGAGAAUGUAGAAACAUUUGCUAAUGGUGAUGUGCAAAUUUUCGAUAUGAAUGGCUACACACUGAAGCACCUCAGUAGGAUGACUUUCAGUACACUGCGCAUAUACAUGGCUUUCCUGCAGGAGGCAUUGCCCGUUCAUUUAAAGGCAAUCCAUAUCAUUAACUGCCCCCCAUAUCUGGAUAAGGUGGUUAGCAUUAUGAAGCCUUUUAUAAGUAGUGAAGUCUUCAAACUGAUACGAUUUCAUACCGUCAGCUUGGACAGCCUUUACGAACAUGUACCACGUAGCAUACUGCCGGAAGAAUAUGGCGGAACAGGAGGAAAAAUCGCAGACCUUAAGGCAAUACUUUUGUCUGAACUGGCGCACAAGAGAGAUUAUCUGAUGGAUCCAAGUCAUUGGAAAAUUGAAGCAGACAAGGAAAAUGCUGAGCGUCGCCGUUGGCUGUUUAAAUAAUACCUACAUAUGUAUUUGUUUUUUUAUUAUUUAAAAGUUAAAUUUCAGAACCAAUCCUGUAACCAUGAUUAUUCUCUAUUUUAGCACAGUAUAAUUAAGAAAACGUUUUUUAUGCGUGAAAACUUUUCUGUGAAACUAUGUAAUACAUGUUA